Molecule: messenger RNA, 2061 nt
Organism: Theileria equi strain WA
Lineage: Eukaryota; Apicomplexa; Aconoidasida; Piroplasmida; Theileriidae
Product: ribosomal protein S9 family member protein
Exons: 2
Coding region: 1-2061 (686 amino acids)
Biological process (GO): translation
Cellular component (GO): ribosome; mitochondrial small ribosomal subunit
Molecular function (GO): RNA binding; structural constituent of ribosome
Source: RefSeq, a predicted model, not a curated record
AUGCGAUAUCUUUUGUGUUUGACCAUUUUGGUUGCUAAUUUUCUGGAUUCCUUUUCUCUAUGCCUUGAUAGGUCUGCUUGUGCAUUUAUAUCUAGCAAUAGAUGCUCUUUUAACCUAUUCCUUGGCGCUGAAUCGUCUUUUUGUACUUCUUCUCGGACAUUCAGGGGCAAAGCUAGGCAUAAUGAGCCUUUUCUUUGCGCUGCUCCGAGGAAUCUCCCCGGAAGGUUUUCUCAAGGUGACGAUGGAGGCCAAGAGGAGGACUGCGGGGACCUUUCUGGACAAUUAAACGAAGACUAUGAUGAAGAAGAUGGUUAUUCUCAGUCAGAAAUUGAGGAUAGUGACGCAGAAGAUAAGCCAAAAAAGAAGAGGAAGGUCGGUAAAACCAUUAAAGACAACUACAGCGAGGUCUACAAAAAGAUACUAAAUAGUCCAUCAAGGUUCAGUGGUCCUAGUUAUUCGCAAAGAGAGUAUGGAGAAGAGUUACCUGAAGGAUCCAAGGUACUAUUUGACUUUUUACCUUAUCCGAGAAACUAUGACUUUUAUGGAGCUGCCAGACUUUCUUCUGGCGUCCAAGACUAUUAUGAUCCUGACGGAAGUAAGGAGGCACAAUAUGAGGAAGAUGUAAAAGAAAGAGCAGAGGGUGGAGAUCGUUUUCACGGUCCCUUUCCAAAAUCAGCCUACUAUAGCAUUGAUGGUGUGGAUAGGCCAGAUAAGAGAAUAAGGACUACUCUAGAAGCUGGCGAUAUUGAUGUCGAUCCAGAAGAUAUGUUUGAUAUUAUGGUAAAUAAGAACGUGGAUCCACCAAAGAUAAAACCAGUUAUGCAAAAGCCUAGUCAGGAUGAUGAAAAUGAAGCUGAUGAGUUCCCAGAGACAAGACUGGGACCUCCAGACAAUGUGCCUAUGCAAAAUAUUGAUCCAGGCCACUUUCUGUUCGAUGAUGAUGGACACAUCCAACAUUACCUAAAAUACCUAAACCGCUACGACUAUAAAACAUUCAGUUUCCAUCACAAGGAUCCAACCAGAUUGGAAUAUUACCUGAACAACGAUUACAUUGACAGGAUUGAAAAGCCAUUCCCACCACCUGAAACAAGCUCUGAAAGAGUGAGAAAGUAUUUUAUGGGUAUGGUACCAUCGCUUAUGGACGAAUUGGUUGUCAAGAUUAAGAAUGAUCCGAACAAACACAACGUAGCCUCACCUCCCUUGCACAAUUUUAUUUUUCUCUCAAAGUUUAAGAUGCCAGAUUACCUCACGGAUGACUAUGAUGGCAGAGGUGAUGAUAAGGACUAUAAAAAGUUUGCUAGUCUGGAAGGUCUACAUAAUCCAUCGCAAUCACUCACCUACCCAUAUUCUAACAAAGAGCCGCUCAGACAGAGACAACUUCUCUCAGCGUACAUUGACAUUGUAGAUUCUCAGGAUCUUGGCACACUGGCCACCCGCACCAAGAGGUUUUCUAAAACCAAAGCCCUUCGCAGAGCCGCAUUUUCUGACAUCACAAAGCCUCCCCUGGCACACCCUAUGGAAGAUUCUAUGGACAAUGAUGUAGAAGACGUUAUAGAUAGUAGCGAAUACGGUAAUCUUGUUGGCUGGAGCGACGAACUUGAUGGUGUAGCAAGCGGAGACUCAGAAAUGGAUAACUUUUCACCAGAUUCUGGGAACAUAAAAAAGGUUCUAGACAAACUAUACGUAAAGGGUAGAAAGAAACGCGGAUUUGCCAUGGUCUACUUGGAGCCUGGUAUUGGUCACAUUAUAAUCAAUAACAGGGAUGGUUACCAGUACCUUCACUACAACAAAUUCUGGAUCCGGAAUAUCAUGGAGCCUCUAACCACCCUGUACUUGGAUAGGAAGUUCAACAUUGUCGCACAAGUCAGGGGAGGUGGACUUUCCGGUCAGAGUGUAGCAAUCAGACACGCGGUGGUAAAGUACAUUUACACAAUUCUAGCGCCGAAACUAAAGCCUUUUCUAAGAAUCUGCGACCUUGUCACACCAGAUAUUAGGAGGACUGAACGUAAAAAGACCAACUUGAGGAAGGCCAGGAAGAAGGAAAAGUACAGCAAACGUUAA